Messenger RNA from Bipolaris oryzae ATCC 44560, 393 nucleotides. RefSeq lists its product as uncharacterized. Gene Ontology annotation, molecular function: structural constituent of ribosome. The transcript is spliced from 2 exons. Gene Ontology annotation, biological process: translation. The record is from RefSeq and is a predicted model, not a curated record. The coding region runs from base 1 to 393 and encodes 130 amino acids. NCBI's taxonomy places the organism in Eukaryota, Fungi, Ascomycota, Dothideomycetes, Pleosporales, Pleosporaceae. Gene Ontology annotation, cellular component: cytosolic small ribosomal subunit; ribosome.
AUGGUCAAGACCUCCGUCCUUAACGAUGCGCUCAACGCCAUCAACAACGCCGAGAAGGCUGGCAAGCGCCAAGUCCUGAUCCGUCCUUCCUCCAAGGUCAUUGUCAAGUUCCUCCGCGUCAUGCAGAAGCACGGCUACAUUGGCGAGUUCGAGGAGGUCGACGACCACCGCAACGGCAAGAUCGUCAUCCAGCUCAUCGGCCGCAUCAACAAGACCGGUGUCAUCUCCCCCCGCUACAACGUCCAGCUCCGCGACAUGGAGAAGUGGGUCGUCAAGCUACUUCCCUCUCGUCAAUUCGGUUUCAUCGUCCUGACCACCUCUGCCGGUAUCAUGGACCACGAGGAGGCCCGCAGGAAGCACGUUGCCGGCAAGAUUCUGGGUUUCUUCUACUAG